Messenger RNA from Saccoglossus kowalevskii, 1595 nucleotides. RefSeq lists its product as uncharacterized. NCBI's taxonomy places the organism in Eukaryota, Metazoa, Hemichordata, Enteropneusta, Harrimaniidae. Gene Ontology annotation, biological process: protein modification by small protein removal. The record is from RefSeq and is a predicted model, not a curated record. Gene Ontology annotation, molecular function: peptidase activity.
CUCCUCGAGUUGCAGACGUCAUGUUUGAGUAAGCAGAAAUUCAUUCACCGGCAGUAGCAAUCACAGAACGCAUCAUGGAGUUUAAACCUGUCAAACUGUUUAUAUAUGAUAUAAGCAAAGGGAUGGCAAGGGCCAUGUCUCAGGGAUUUCUUGGGAAGCAUAUAGAAGGGAUAUGGCAUACUGCUAUUGUUAUAUUUGGACGGGAGUAUUUCUAUGGUGGAGGCGGCAUAGAAAGCUGUCCCCCUGGUGGAACUAUCCUGGGUGCUCCAGAUACCAUCCAUGACCUUGGCGAGACACAGGUCAACUAUAGUCUAUAUUUAGAUUAUUUAACUGCGCUUGGAGGGGACACAUUCAGUUCAGAAAAGUAUCACUUGUUUGAUCACAAUUGUAACACGUUCACUAAUGAAGUAGCACAGUUUUUAACUGGACAAUGUAUACCAUCACAAAUAACGUCUCUGCCAAAGGAGGUGCUAGACACGCCACUAGGUCAAAUGAUAAAACCGAUGAUAGAUGCAAUGCAGGUCACGCCAGUUGGUGGACAACCAAUAGGAAUGCCUCAGCAAGCAGCACAGCAGCAGGAAACAAACAAAGGAACUGAAGCCCAUGGAGGGACUGAUCCCAAAAGUGAUGCAAGAACACCUGCAGCACAGACUGGCCAUGCAGUAUUACCUUCAGAAGUAUAUGACAGGACUGCAGCCAGAAUGGAAGCAGCAAAUAUUGCAUCUCAGUACAUUGGGGAUAGAGCAUUUAGUGCUCUUCAAGAUGAUCCUGAAACUUAUAGAGGGUUUGAAGUCAGUCAGUCAUCGCUGGUUUUAUUUAAAGAAGUUGAUGUGGAAAUCCAAGUUUCAAGAUUAAAAAGUAGUUUACCAGAUAAUUUUCUUUCUAUGGAGGAAAUAAAAUGGUUAGACCAAAUAACUGAAUACUUGCUAGCAGAGCCGAGAACAAAAGACAGACCAGCGAUGGAAUCUGUCCCAAUUAUAGAUAAAAUGUUGAUGGAGUCUGGACUUGCCUCACAGGAGCUUGUUAUCGUAGUGGACAUCCUACAAGCAAUGGCGUUACGAAGUGAACUAUUAGAUUCAUUAACUACGGGGCAUACAUUGAUGAAAUGGAUCAAUCAAGUUAGCAUGUCAUCACAGUCAUAUUGUGAGGAAUUAUUACUUUCACUUACCAGAAUGCUUUGUAACGUGUGUCAUUGUAGAAAAGGCUUUGGUUGGUCAACGUCAACAGCUGAUUGGCUGCUUGAUUCUAGAAAUACUUGCAAUGGUAGAAUUAUCAAUAGAUUACUUGUUUCUAAUUUAUUAAGUGGUAGUGUUAAACUCUGUGAAGCUGCUGCCUCCUGUAUGCACAACCUGGGACAGUAUAAGUUAUUUGAUGACACAGCUGUUGAAUUAGGAAGUGCAUUGCUACAAUGUCUGAAUGGUGAUCUGGAUGAAAAUACAUCUUACUAUGCCCUGUCAGCCCUGUAUCACUGUAUGGAGUGCGGAGAAGUUGCAUGUCUUACCAACAUGUUAGGAUUGGAUUUGGGAAAAUAUGUAAAUAAAUCCGAUCGAGUCAGGAAAGUCUGCGCUGAUAUUGAUGAAGUAUGUAAAGAUUAG